This is a messenger RNA of Rhododendron vialii, 2098 nucleotides long. RefSeq lists its product as uncharacterized. Lineage: Eukaryota; Viridiplantae; Streptophyta; Magnoliopsida; Ericales; Ericaceae. Bases 131 to 1816 code for a protein of 561 amino acids. The transcript is spliced from 5 exons. The record is from RefSeq and is a predicted model, not a curated record.
CAUCCAAGAUAAAAUGAGACCCCACUUAAAUAUAUAGCCAUCACUCUCUCUGUCUCUGUGUGUGUGUCUAUUGGAGAAGAAGGGUACCAUUCAGGCAUUCAGCUAAUCUGGAAGUGAAGUCACACAAAUUAUGAUCUUGAUUCAAGCAGUUGUUGGCAGUGUGAUUUUGAUCAGCAGAAGACAGACCCGCCAACUCAUUCCAUCGAGUUGGACGAACCUGUGGAGGGAAUGGGAGCCACGAGGAUUGAUCUUGCUCAGCCUCACUGCCCAAAUCGUCCUCGUCGGUCUCGGAAACCGCCGAAAGUACAUCGCCAAAACUUGGGUCAGAACCAUUGUCUGGUUCUUCUACUUGCUUGCCGACUCUGUAGCCACAAUGGCCAUCGGCAUCCUGUCGGAUGAUAUCGGGGAAGUCUACUGGAACGGUAAGAACAGGAAUCCUCGCUCUUCGAAUAACCAGUUAACGGCAUUUUGGGCCUCUUUUUUGCUCUUGCACUUGGGUGGGAUGGACACCAUCACCGCCUACUCAUUGGAAGACAAUGAGCUAUGGCUGAGGCAUUCUUUCAGCGUCAUUGCCAUAGCAGGGACGACCACGUACAUCAUGCUCUUGUCGUGGUCAUACUUGGCUUCCAAGAUCGGGAUGCCAGUAGGCUCAGAGAUUGAAUCGUUUGACUUGAUUCAACGAUUUGCGAGGGUUUUAAAUGAUCCAGAGAGUGAAAUAGCCAAAACAUUGAUGGCUAUGUUUAAAGUUGCAAUGGCUCGAAAUCAGCCAAUAAUGGAAGUACCAGUUAACGUAAACGUUAACCUUGGACAAAGCAGUGGAUGUCCAAAUCAUGUUACUGAGUUACCUUUUUCUCAAGGGGUCACUCAACGAAUCGUCGGAAGUUUUCUGAUCCUAGGCGUAUUGCUGAUGGUAUCACUGGACGGUGCACUGGUGGUAAAAAACUCCUCCAAGACUGACCUAACCACAACUCUGGUGUUGUUGAUAGUUGCUUUGAUUCUGGAUUUAUGUGCAUUUGGGGAACUAUUGCUCUCCGACCAAACAGCUCAUUGGUUGAUUAAGCGUGGGAAAUAUUCAAGAUUAGAAAAUAACAAUCAUAUCCGUACCAUGAUACCAACAAACUGGGGUCGAAAACGCAAGAGGUGGUCGAAAACCGUGGAACAAUUCAAUCUUCAGUGGAGCGUGGAUAUGGCAUUCGAGCGGAGCGUUCUUGUCUGGCACCUUGCUACAGAGAUACGUUACAAACUCGAUUUCAUAAUGAAGCCGGAUGUUACUAAUACCCCGUCGUACUUCCACGACAGGGGCAAGUGCAUGUCGCGCUAUAUGCUAUACCUCCUAGUUAAGCAUCCGGAUAUGUUGCCGAUUGGGAUGGGACAAAUCAAGUUCAGAGACCUAUAUUCCAACCUUGCGGACUUCAUAGAAAUGCAUACAUCCAAGUCGCUUAAAGACGUGACAGAAGAAGACGCUGCGGAUUUGUUGAUAGGCUUGGUGAAGGAUGAGAACAUGGUUGUUGGAGGAGGGGACAUGAGUAAUUCUGUGAUAUUUGACGGCUGUAAGCUCGCGCCACAACUCGGAAAGUACGAGCAGGAACAAGGAAAAGAGGACGUACAGGAACGUAUAUGGAACGUAAUUGUUUUUUUUUGGAUGGAAAUAUUGGGUUAUGCUGCAAGCCAAUGUAAAGGACGACAACAUGCUCAACGGUUGAGACGAGGAGAAGAGUAUCUCACUCAUCUCUGGCUUCUCAUGGCACAUUUUGGCUUAACCGAUCACUUCCAAAUACCUCGUAGUCGUGUUGUAGCUGAGGCCGUUCUAAGGUAAACAAAACUAAGGAUAUGAAUGUUUAAUUGUUUAGUAGCCGUUCUUUUGGAUUGUGGCUGUUUUAAUUUGGUGUUAGGUUGCUUUGCGGCUUUCGUGCUUCUUGUGAUGUUUUUUGUCGACUUUUUGCCUUUCUUUGGGUGUGAUUUCCAGGAGGCUUUUGCCGGUGUGCCCGUGAUCUUUUUAAUCUUCGUUAUCAUCUUCAAAGAUUAAUAAAAUUUUCUUUUUGCCUAUCAAGUAUCUAUUUCUGUUGUUUGUUUGCGUUUUUUAAUUUAUCUUAGGUAA